Molecule: messenger RNA, 2073 nt
Organism: Aureobasidium pullulans EXF-150
Lineage: Eukaryota; Fungi; Ascomycota; Dothideomycetes; Dothideales; Saccotheciaceae
Product: PLP-dependent transferase
Exons: 5
Coding region: 83-1576 (497 amino acids)
Biological process (GO): ceramide biosynthetic process; sphingosine biosynthetic process
Cellular component (GO): endoplasmic reticulum
Molecular function (GO): pyridoxal phosphate binding; serine C-palmitoyltransferase activity
Source: RefSeq, a predicted model, not a curated record
GAGCCAAACGAGGUCAAUCCUCUUCCCCUGUAUUUGUCGCAGGCAGCUUCUGUUUCAGUGCUUGCAGUUGAAUCAAUUCGCCAUGGAUGUUGUUAUGGCAUUCUUCAGGAACAUCCCGGGCUCAGCCAUCUUGGUCGGCUAUGUACGCUCCCGGUGCGAAACUGAACCUCUCUUCUUCGCCGUCGAGCUAAUGCUCGUCUUUAUCUUCCUGAGAUAUAUCUGCGCAAGAUCAUACUCAUACAACCUUAGACAAAGCAAUAGCAUUUCUUUGACAGAAAGUGAGAUCGAUGAACUGAUUGAAGCCUGGACACCAGAGCCACUUACCACGGCUCUGACUCCACUUGAGGAAAACGCUCUCAAGAACUUGCCCAUUAUCGUUGGUCCGACAGGUCCAAGAUGCAUGCUUCAAACCGGCAGGACAGUUACUAAUCUGGCUACGUACAAUUUCUAUGACUUCGCUGGAGAUGAUCGUAUCAAAGAGAAUGCUAUCAAGGUUCUGCGCAAGUAUGGCGUUGGACCUUGCAGUGCUCCGGGUUUCUAUGGCACACAGGAUCUACACAUGGAUGUUGAAGCUAAGAUUGCUUCCUUUCUGGGCACGGAAUCUUGUCUACUCUAUUCACAGGCUUUCUCUACGAUGUCGAGUAUAAUCUCCGCCUUUGCGAAAAGAGGCGAUGUCAUUGUGGCCGAUGAGGCGUGCAACUACUCGAUCUGCAACGGCCUUCGAAUUUCUCGAAGCAAGAUCUACUGGUAUAGACACAACGACAUGGAAGAUCUCGCAAGGAUUCUGGCAAAGAUAGUCAAAGACUCUAAAACAAUAAGCAGGAGGUUCAUCGUGACCGAGGGUUUGUUCGAUAUUGUUGGCGAUAUGGUCCAUCUACCUGAAAUCAUCAAACUAAAGCGAGAAUACAAAUUUCGUUUGAUUCUUGAUGAAUCCAAUUCUAUUGGAGUCCUCGGUCGAACAGGUCGUGGCGUCACUGAAGCUUACAACGUAGAUAUAUCGCAAGUCGAUAUCCUGGGGGGCUCACUGUCAGGUCCCUUCGCCGCCGCAGGCGGCUUUUGCGCCAGCUCGCGAGAGGUGGUAGAACACCAACGGAUUAACUCGCCUGCCUUUUGCUAUUCUUGUGCUUUGCCAGGAAUGCUAGCCACGACUGCUGGAGCAUCAAUCGGUAUGCUUCAGGCCCAACCAGAACUCUUAUCGGAAUGUCGUUCUUUGAUCGCCGCUCUAAGGGAACAAAUUGCAAAAUCUGACUGGGUCAUUUCUACGAGCUCACAUCUGAAUCCCGUUCAAAUCCUGGUUUUCAAGACGGAUGUCAUCAACUCUGAAAAAUUAGACAUCAUAGAACAGGAAGAGCUACUUCAGGCCAUCAUAAAUGAGCUACUCAGUCGUAGAAUCCUUAUUUCCCGCCUAAAGUGCGUUCCGCCCGUCUUGGAUACAACUCUCAAGCAUAACGAGUGGUUGCAUCGACCUGCACUUAAAGUCAGUGUCAUGACCGGCUUAUCCAAGAGAGAAGUAUUUAAGGCUGGGUUAGCUAUUCGACAAGUGAUCAGCAAGAUCAUGAGACAGAAGCAGAAUUGAUCCUAGGGUUCGUGAUAGAAAGCAACAGCGGUCUCAGCAAUAGUCGCUCUGUCUGCCGGACUAGGACGCAGCCGGUCUACAGUAUGGACUUGAGUAUUGAGCCUGUUUGUGUCAUAAUUAGCUAUAACGAACAGAGCCUUAACAGCUUGUAGCAGCUCGGACACCACUGCUAAUGAGAAAAUCGAGAUGAACAUGUGUUGUUUUCUGUGGCCGAACUAACCCAGACCACUGGUGUCAGUCUCGCCGAACAGCGAUGCCGCGCUCGUGCCCGACCCUUCCAGAACAGCUUUGAUAAUCGUCUCCGGUUUCUACUUCCUAGUGCUUGAAAACUCCUGCGGUGUGAUGAUCUGCUGUCUACAACAAUUUUUGGCGGUCUCUGAUACAUCGGAGCCGCAUGAAAGUUUUCUGCCAGGAGAAUUACAAGACAAUAAAUUGCCAUGCCGAACAUCCGUAAGACCGGCCGGAGAAGAAAAUGAUUUACUGGAAUGUUGAACGCG